Messenger RNA from Pezoporus occidentalis (night parrot), 1185 nucleotides. RefSeq names its product UBX domain protein 10 (gene UBXN10). Lineage: Eukaryota; Metazoa; Chordata; Aves; Psittaciformes; Psittacidae. The record is from RefSeq and is a predicted model, not a curated record. Gene Ontology annotation, molecular function: protein binding. Bases 98 to 952 code for a protein of 284 amino acids. The transcript has 2 exons.
CCUGCCGCGCGACCGGAAGUGCGGCUGUCGCCGUGGCAACGCGGCGCUGUUCGCCGGCGGGCGCGGGCGGCCGGGGCUGCAGGUGCCUUGAGAAGCAAUGGCUACAGCAGCUCUGCUGAACUCAGCACCAUCUCAGCUCUGCUUCCCUUCAAGCGCAGCAGCCUCUUCCCUGUGGUCAGACACCACCACCAUGCACGUCACCAGGCCAAAAUCUGCCAAGGGACGCACCAGGUCCAGCUUCAAGUACUCUCAGAGCACGGAAGCCUGUCCUUGCCACGUGCCAUCUUCACCACCACCACCAGCUCCUCACCAGCUAGUGAGCAGCCGGAGAGCAUUGUUCAGGAAACCAGCAUUCCCAUCCAGCCAGGUGUGUCCCAAGGAGAUCCCAGAGCUCCUGCAGCACGUGCCUUUGAGGACCUCCUCUUCCCUGAACAAGUACAGGGUGCUCCCCUCCAUCGGCUUCAAGGGCACAGGGAGCAGCACUGUGGAAGCAGUGGCUGAACAGAUCAACCGGCUGAAGGUGAGUGGGAAGCGGGAGGACAUCCCAAAAGGCAACACUCUUUCUGGAAAGCAAGAAUCUGCCAGCAUGUCAUUGGAGAGCUCACACAAGCAAUGUCCUCCUGAGAAGCCAGGAUGCAAAAUGAGCCCUUCGGCAUCAACUUUGGGAGGUUUGGAAGAGCUGCCAAAGGAAGAGUCACGCUUGCUGCUUGCUGUUCGCUCGCCCUCUGGGCAGAGGUUUGAACAUCAUUUCCAGCCCACUGACAGUCUCCAGACGGUCCUUGCCAUGGCAGAGCAGAAAACAUCAGCCAAAUACAAGCAUUGCAGUGUUGAAACGAUGGAGGUGCCCUGCAGGAGUUUCUCUGACCUGACGAGGUCUCUCCAUGAAUGUGGGAUCCUGCACAAGUCCGUGCUGUGCAUCCGACAGAAGGAGCAGCACGAUGCUGAUCUUUAGGGUCCUUCUGCUGGGUGGGAUGCAGCACUUCAUCUGACAAAUAAGAGUUUGAUGUUUCCUGGGCCUUCUUCAUCUUGUCACCUUCCAAACCCUCCCUGUGAAGCAGACUUGUGUAUAUGUCUUGAGAUGUUGUUUGAGGUGUAUGUACCUGCUACGUCAACAGCACUUUUCUUCACGUGUGCCAUCACAAAUUGCUUUCUGAGUGUCACCACCUUUGUUCGUUGGAAGUUGCU